UGCAAUGACUACUGCCACCCUGGCAAUCAGAAGAAAAGGAAGGAAGAGCGGAAAUUUUGCUGCUAUGAUUGUGUCCCAUGCCCAGAAGGGAAGAUUUCAAACCAGAGUGAUAUGGAUGACUGUUUCAUGUGCCCAGAAGAUCAGUAUCCAAACAAGAACAAAAACGGAUGCGUUGCCAAAACUCUGAACUUUCUUUCCUUUGAAGAACCAUUAGGGAUCAGCUUAGCCUCAAUUGCUGUUUCUUUUUCUCUAGUCACAACUUUUGUGCUAGCAAUAUUCAUUAAGCAUAGAAACACCCCCAUUGUCAAAGCAAACAACCGGGACCUCACAUACACUCUCCUUGUCUCCCUCCUACUCUGCUUUCUCUCUUCUUUCCUGUUCUUUGGCCAACCUGGCAAAGUGACUUGCCUGCUCCGACAACCAACUUUUGGCAUCAUCUUCUCAGUGGCCAUUUCUUGUGUGUUGGCCAAAACCAACACUGUGGUUGUAGCUUUCAUGGCCACCGAACCAGGGUCCAGUAUGAAGAAGUGGGUAGGGAAAAGACUGUCUCAUUCCAUUGUCCUUUUCUGUUGGGUUAUCCAAGCAUGUAUUUGUAUUGUGUGGUUAGCAACCUCUCCCUCAUUCCCUGAUUUAGACAUGCACUCAGUAACUGGAAAAAUCAUUGUGCAAUGUAAUGAGGGGUCCAUUGCUAUGUUUUAUUGUGUCCUGGGCUACAUGGGUCUCCUGGCCUUUACCAGCUUCAUUGUGGCAUUUAUAGCCCGCAGGCUACCUGACAGCUUCAAUGAAGCCAAGUUUAUUACUUUCAGUAUGUUGCUAUUUUGCAGUGUUUGGUUGUCCUUUAUCCCAACUUUUCUGAGCACAAAAGGGAAAUACAUGGUGGCUGUGGAGAUCUUCUCCAUCUUGGUCUCCAGUGCUGGGUUAUUGGGCUGCAUCUUUGCCCCUAAAUGCUAUAUCAUUGUUCUGAAGCCUGAACUGAACAGCAAAGAACAACUAAGGAGAAGAAAGAAUUAA
Messenger RNA from Lacerta agilis (Sand lizard), 1011 nucleotides. Its product is annotated as vomeronasal type-2 receptor 26-like. Gene Ontology annotation, biological process: G protein-coupled receptor signaling pathway. Gene Ontology annotation, molecular function: G protein-coupled receptor activity. The record is from RefSeq and is a predicted model, not a curated record. Gene Ontology annotation, cellular component: membrane. Lineage: Eukaryota; Metazoa; Chordata; Lepidosauria; Squamata; Lacertidae. The transcript is spliced from 2 exons. The coding region runs from base 112 to 1011 and encodes 299 amino acids.